This is a messenger RNA of Monodelphis domestica (gray short-tailed opossum), 3121 nucleotides long. RefSeq names its product cytochrome P450 2J2-like. Gene Ontology annotation, biological process: xenobiotic metabolic process. Gene Ontology annotation, cellular component: intracellular membrane-bounded organelle; cytoplasm. Gene Ontology annotation, molecular function: iron ion binding; heme binding; oxidoreductase activity, acting on paired donors, with incorporation or reduction of molecular oxygen, reduced flavin or flavoprotein as one donor, and incorporation of one atom of oxygen. The record is from RefSeq and is a predicted model, not a curated record. NCBI's taxonomy places the organism in Eukaryota, Metazoa, Chordata, Mammalia, Didelphimorphia, Didelphidae.
CUCUGAUGUGGGCCUUAUAAGGUGGAUCCUUCUGUGUGGGUGCCUUCCCUGACUCCCCUGGCCAAGUCAUCUCUCCAGUUUCCAACAAAGAAUCCCAGUCUUCUUUUUCCGCGGAGGCGUAUUUGCUGCCAGGAGGCAAGCCCUGGGAAAAGGCAGGGGGGGGUGGAGCAUGGCGAAGCUCACAGUUUUCCGAGCUCUCACAGGCUGGCUGAUGGUCCUCCCUAUCAGCAGUUCUGAGUGACAAACAGAGCUGGAGCUUUGUUUCUCCGGCGGAACCAUCUCUGCUACUGCUGCUGCUGCUGCUCCUCCCGCUGCUGCUGCAGGAAGAGGAGGAGCUUGGCUUACCUGUGCCAGAGCUCGGGAAAGAUGCAGCUCCCUCUGGGAACCGUGCUCCCAUCCCUUUGGGAAGGAGCCCCCCUGCAGACCCUCCUCCUCCUCUCUGCCAUACUCCUGAUCCUCGCAAGUUAUCUGCAGAGGAAGCGGCGGCAGGCAAACUAUCCCCCAGGUCCUUCUCCGCUGCCCUUAUUGGGCAACUUCUUUCAGAUUGACUUUAAAAAACCUCAGGUCGCCUUCCAGGAGUUUGUCAGGAAAUACGGAAAUGUUUUCUGCAUGGAGCUGGGCAGUUUUACCUUUGUAUUUGUAACUGGAAUGCCAUUGAUCAAGGAAGUCCUGGUCAACCAAGAUCAGGUGUUUAUUGAUCGUCCCCAAAGUGUUUUGCGUUCUUACGCCUUUAAAUCAUCUGGUUUAAUCAUGUCUGAAGGUCAAGCAUGGAAACAUCAAAGAAGAUUUACCUUAAUGACCCUAAAGAAUUUUGGCUUAGGAAAGAGGACCCUGGAACAUCGGAUCCAGGAGGAGGCCAUGUACCUCACUGAGGCUAUCAGGGAAGAAAAAGGACAGCCCUUUGACCCCCACUUGCAGAUCAACAAUGCUGUUUCCAAUAUUAUCUGUUCCAUUACUUUUGGGCAUCGCUUUGAGUACCAUGAUUCUCAGUUUCGGGAGCUGCUGAUGAGUCUGGAUGAAGUCACAGUGCUUGAAGCCAGGUGGGAGUGUCAGCUCUUUGAUACAUUUCCUUGGAUAAUGAGAUUCCUGCCAGGACCUCAUCAGAAGUUUUUUAGAGAAUGGAAGAAGCUAGAGUCUUUUGUAGUGAAUGUGAUCAAACAACACAAGGAAGACCAGAAUUCAGAGGAGGCCCAGGACUUCAUUGAUGCUUACCUGAAGGAGCUGUCCAAGGAUAAUAUCAGUUCUAGUUUUAAUGAAGACAAUUUAGUCUGCUGCACCCUGGACCUCUUCUUUGCUGGAACAGAGACAACUUCGACAAUUCUGCGGUGGGCUCUGCUAUAUAUGGCCCUUUAUCCCGAGAUCCAAGACAAAAUACAAGCUGAGAUCGACAGGGUAAUUGGCCAGUCCCGCCAGCCCACCAUGGCCGAUAGGGAGAAUAUGCCCUACACUAAUGCAGCCAUUCAUGAAGUCCUAAGAAUGGGCAAUAUUCUUCCUGUCAAUGUGCCAAGGGUGGCCAGAGUUGAUACCACAGUGGCAGGAUACUAUGUGCCAAAGGGGACCAUGCUGCUGACCAAUCUGACUGCCUUGCACAGGGACCCCAAAGUGUGGGCUACUCCAGAAACCUUCAACCCAGAACAUUUUCUGGAAAAUGGUCAAUUUACGAAAAGAGAAGCCUUUCUGCCUUUCUCAGCAGGGAAGAGGGUCUGCCUGGGAGAACAGCUGGCUCGGGCUGAGCUCUUCAUUUUCUUCACUUGCCUGCUUCAGAGAUUCACAUUCCAGGCUCCCCCAGACACCCAGCUGAGUCUGGACUUCCGAGCUGGCUUGACUAUCUCUCCUGUCCCCUACAAAAUCUGUGCUCUUCCUCGGAAGACCCACCUCAACUUUGGCUUGUAGGGAAGCCUGUCUAGGGUAAAAAAGGACCUGGAACCAUUUUUAUCCUCCAUGGUCACCCACCCUGCCCCUUAGGACUUGGGUGGGGAAAGGGAGGAAAGUCAAAGAGGGACGAUGAGGAAAAGCAUGUGUGUGUGUGUGUGUGUGUGUGUGAGAGAGAGAGAGAGAGAGAGAGAGAGAGAGAGAGAGAGAGAGAGAGAGAGAGAGAGAGAGAGAGAGAGAAAGCUUCUUGCUCAGCAAAAGAAAAGGUAUUAACAUUCCCCAAAAGAAAGCAUAGAAUCUAUAUUAGGCACUUACUAACUAGGUGACCUUGGGUGAGUCACUUAAAAAAAAACUCCCUCUGCUUCACUUAUCAUUAAAAUGUUUGAUUUUGAUUCUAAUUUAAAAAAUAUUUUAAAAAUAGGGCCAAUAUCUGUAAAGUUCCCCCUUAACUCUAAAUCUAGAACUCUGUGAUGGCACAAACAGAAAAAGGACCAAUGAUUUUCUUUCCUUACCUUGAACAGUGGGGUCAGAAGAUGUGGUUUUUUUGUUCAUUUGCUUGGUUAUUUUUUUCCUGCUUUUAUGAGCUCAUACAAUGGGAGUGACUUUAGGGGAGGUUUCUGUGUGUUCUAGGAGGCAUCCAUAGAUUAAUGUGGAGAAUCCUUAGAGACUAUCAACUUCUUGUGAGUGGAGACUGUUUUCUUUAGGUCCUGGGCUCUCCAGCACCAAGCCCUGUGCCCAGCAUGGAGAAGGAGCCCAAUGAAUCCUUACUCAUUUUUUUCAUCUCUAAAUCCAAGCAUUUUCAUGUUCAUUAUUUCCUUUGACUUUCAUCAUGUGAAAUAUGAAUCAAUCAACAAGUGAGCUAGAUUCCCCUUUCCUAUUAAAAGCCUUGUUAUGAAUGAUAAAUCAUAAUUAUUUAUUAUACUCACAAAGGGCUAGAAAUGAUCACACCUUGAGUACUGAGUUAAUAUUCCCCUUUUUUGAUAAAGGUUUCCAGUUCUUGUUAGAGAGAUUUACAUGAGAUAGAUUUCCACAACAAUAGUGGAAAUUCUUAUAAUACCAAAGCCAAUUAGAAAACAUAAAUGUCCAUAUUAACCAAUAACGUGUUGAUCAAAUCAUUUACAUUCUUUCUAAUAUUAAUUUAUUAAUAUAAAAAUUUUUAUGUAAGUGAAAAUUAAAGUCCUUGCUUGAUCUGAGGUAGUCUUGGACCCAUUUUAUUGGUAAAUCACAAAUAAACUAAUCAAGCACAGAA